This is a messenger RNA of Hippopotamus amphibius kiboko, 1168 nucleotides long. It is a transcript of the gene CHMP2A, whose product is annotated as charged multivesicular body protein 2A. The transcript is spliced from 6 exons. The record is from RefSeq and is a predicted model, not a curated record. NCBI's taxonomy places the organism in Eukaryota, Metazoa, Chordata, Mammalia, Artiodactyla, Hippopotamidae. Gene Ontology annotation, cellular component: ESCRT III complex; multivesicular body. Gene Ontology annotation, biological process: protein transport; endosome transport via multivesicular body sorting pathway; late endosome to vacuole transport. The coding region runs from base 161 to 1093 and encodes 310 amino acids.
ACGUGCUGGGGUGCAGGACCUCCGGGUGGCUGGACAGAAGGCGCCCCAAAAGGCGCCAACCCUACUGGGACCAGGACCCCGGCCACAGCUCGGCUCUUUUAAGGGGGGCUUGAACGUGCGGAACGCCGAGCCUGCGGCAGAGAAACGGAAGCUGGUGCGCAUGCGCCUGGUGUCGGCCGGGUCUCCGGCGAGUGCGCACGCGCGCUCUUGUCCCCGCCCAGCAUUCCGGUCGCCGGCGGGGCGUGUGACGUCAGGCAGUUUAAUCCGGAAACGGCGGCGGAGGCCGAGGCGACAGAACCAGGGUGUCGUUGGUGGGCGCUCCAGGGCUCGGAGCGAGAGGAGCGUGACCCGGAAACGGAAGCAAGUCCCCAUCCCAACUCCGGCUUCACACUUCCCCCCGGCCUACCGGUGGGAUUCUGCGGCCAUGGACCUGUUGUUUGGGCGCCGGAAGACACCUGAGGAGCUGCUGCGGCAGAACCAGCGCGCCCUGAACCGCGCCAUGCGAGAGCUGGACCGUGAGCGACAGAAGCUAGAGACCCAGGAGAAGAAAAUCAUUGCAGACAUCAAGAAAAUGGCCAAGCAGGGCCAGAUGGACGCUGUGCGUAUCAUGGCAAAAGACCUGGUGCGCACGAGGCGGUACGUGAGAAAGUUUGUGUUGAUGCGGGCCAACAUCCAGGCUGUGUCCCUCAAGAUCCAGACACUCAAGUCUAACAACUCAAUGGCACAAGCCAUGAAGGGCGUCACCAAGGCCAUGGGCACCAUGAACAGACAGCUGAAGUUGCCCCAGAUCCAGAAGAUCAUGAUGGAGUUUGAGCGGCAGGCGGAGAUUAUGGACAUGAAGGAGGAGAUGAUGAACGAUGCCAUUGACGACGCCAUGGGUGACGAGGACGAUGAAGAGGAGAGUGACGCAGUUGUAGCCCAGGUCCUGGACGAGCUGGGGUUGAGCCUGACAGAUGAGCUGUCAAACCUCCCCUCCACCGGAGGUUCCCUCAGUGUGGCUGCCAGUGGGAAGAAAGCAGAGGCUGCAGCCUCCGCCCUAGUCGAUGCAGAUGCAGACCUGGAGGAGCGGCUCAAGAACCUUCGAAGGGACUGACUGCCCACCAUGCCACCCCAGGAGCCCAGUGGAGGGCCCAGCAUUUUCAUUGUACCUUCUGUAAUAAAACAGAUU